AUGGUUUCGAAUGCCGAGGACAAUGCCCUGAUCAAUAAGGCCCUGGUACACGCGGUCUACGCAUUUUCCGUGCGUUGGGUUAUCACCAGGCCGCCGAAGAUCGACUCCAACUUUUAUGCUGAUAUCACACAAGAAGCUCAGGAUAGGCUCUCGGACGUCCUGUGGCAUCGCGCCCGGGAAAAUAUGUAUCCUCUUCUGGGACGACCAAGUUACCGGUCUAGUCUAGCUCUAUAUUUGUUCGGAAUUACGCCUGUCACAUCACAAAAUUCGGAAUUCCGAUUUAGCGAUGUGUGCCUAGCUACUUCAUUGAUGCAGUUGAAAGAGCUCAGGCUCGGCGAAUUGAAUCGAUCUUCAUACGAUUGGUCUUGUCGUAAUUCAGCAGAGCCAAGUUCGGGUGCUAGAAGUGCAGAGUUUGAUUCCCAACACAGCCAUAUGGAAAACACAGCAUAUUGGUUUGGAAUAGUCUCGGAUGUCUCGCGGUGCUUGCUAUCUGGGAAAGCAAGUGUUUUGUCGUUAGAUAGUACCAUUAAUCCACCGAUCUGGCAACUUGUGGGGGAACAGUUGGAUGAGUUCAGAGCGAACUAUGGAAAUCUCCAUAGGUCCCAAUUACCGUUACCAGAAGAGACUGUCUUCAAGGUCCUCUCUCAUGCUUCUGCAUCCAAGACGCUUUGCUGGUGGAGGAUCGUUGAAGUCAGGAACGCUACUUUCCGCGGAGAGACGCUGGUGUCAAUCAAGGAAGCUGUUGCUCUUUGCUUGGAGGAGAUUGGUCGAUUCGAGAAUAUAUUCCUGCCGUUCAUCAACCUUUUCAUAAGGGAUUUUAUGUUUAUUAAAGAUGAAUUACAAAUUGGAGUUUUCUUACUCACUCUGCACUUCCAUCUGGGUGUGCUUACUUUCCUUGAUGUCAUUCACCAGAUACCAAACCUACGCGACAUCUUACCCAGUUACUCUAUCCUUCUUUUAAGCUCCACCAGAGAGCUAAAUAACCUCAUACGUGUGGUUAUCAGUCCUACAGGGGCUCAACCUAAUGGCAACAUUCUUCUCCUGGACCCGUACCCAGAGCAUAUCAGUAGAGCUCUCUGGUAUGCUGGACGUGCAAUCCUCGAACUUGGCAAAGAGUUCACAUUCUCGCCGUUGAGUGUAGAGGCCAUGUUCGCCGUGCCCUUGACUGGACUCUCGAUGCUUCAGAAGGUGUCAUUCUCUUCUCGUGAAAGGCUUAGGGCCUUACAGCAGUUACACUCAAGCCCGGGCGUGGUCAACGCUGUGAACAAUCCGUCAUCCCCAACUAUGUUCCCAUCACCCGUGUCGAUGUCAUCUCGCAGUAUCGGACUUGAAAGCGCGGAACAUUUGGCGGAUGAGAUCGCUACAUAUCCGAACCUGAUCAAUGACUCUGUAGAGCGACGCGAGAGGGCCUUAGGGAUUGACCAAAAUGCUUCUUUUUCAGAAAUUGACCUUUCGUUCAUUGGUGAACUUGAUCUGAAUCAGUUUGAUAUGUUGAUCGGACAAUGGGAGUUUAUGGUCUGA
Molecule: messenger RNA, 1521 nt
Organism: Penicillium daleae
Lineage: Eukaryota; Fungi; Ascomycota; Eurotiomycetes; Eurotiales; Aspergillaceae
Exons: 3
Coding region: 1-1521 (506 amino acids)
Source: RefSeq, a predicted model, not a curated record